Molecule: messenger RNA, 1491 nt
Organism: Pseudomassariella vexata
Lineage: Eukaryota; Fungi; Ascomycota; Sordariomycetes; Amphisphaeriales; Pseudomassariaceae
Product: polysaccharide synthase
Exons: 4
Coding region: 1-1491 (496 amino acids)
Source: RefSeq, a predicted model, not a curated record
AUGGAGCUUACUCCGGUCGCUCUCAGCUAUCUCAUCUGGAACUUCCUGGCGGAGUCAAACGGAUGGCUCCUGUUCCACGUCGUUUGGUGGUUGUACAGAUACUUGCGCUUAAUUGUCCACGUCUUCAGCCAUUGGACGUACAAGUCGAAGCCGAUCCCCUGCAAACCAUCCUAUACGCCUGAUGAUGUUACGGUCAUCAUACCGACCAUCCACAAUGUCUUUGAGGAGCUUCGUCCUUCUCUGGAGAGCAUUCUUGCUUGCAGACCUUAUGAGCUGAUCCUGGUAACCACAGUCGACAAGCGUGCCGCCUUACAAAAGCUGGCUGAGUCCCUGUCAACUCCCAAUGUGCGUGUCCUCUGGACACCCAUCGCCAACAAGCGACUGCAAGUUUGCGAGGCCUUGCCUCAAGUCUCCACCAAAAUCACAAUCAUGGCAGAUGAUGAUGUUACGUGGCCCUCGACUUUGCUCCCAUGGAUUCUGGCUCCCUUCGAGGAUGACAAGAUGGGUGGUGUCGGCACUUGUCAGCGUGUGCGCCGUGAUCCGGGUGGAUCCUGGUCAGAUCAAACUUGGAAUUGGCUCGGAUCAGCAUACAUUGAGCGUCGCAAUUUUGAAAUCUCGGCCACUCAUAAUAUUGACGGUGGAACAUCUUGCAUGUCGGGACGAACAGGAGCCUACCGCACAGAGAUUCUCGCUGGCCACGCCUUCUUGGAAGGGUUCAAGACGGAGCGAUGGGGCAACUAUAUUCUCAAUGCGGAUGAUGACAACUUCGUUACGCGAUGGCUCGUCAAUCACCAAUGGAAGACGUGGAUCCAGUACGAGCGAGAAUGCGAGAUUGAGACCACACUCGAGUAUGGCAUGAAGUUCCUCUAUCAGUGCUCAAGAUGGGCUCGUAGCAACUGGCGAAGCAAUUGGACUAGUUUGGUUAGGGAGAGAUACGUUCUCCGACAACAAGUGUGGUGCUCGUACGCACUUCACCUGGCAACAUUCACGUCUCUGGCAUGGAUUUUUGACCCCCUCAUCAUCCUGUCGCUAUGGUGGGGCACUGCCGACUGGAAUCCGGAAACGCGCCGAACUGCUCUGAUAAUUGAACUUAUCUGGAUGUUUGGCUUCACCAAGACCAUUAAAUUGGUCGGUCUCUUCCGGCGGAAUCCGGCAGAUAUCAUGUUCCUCCCUGUCUCCAUCCUCUUCGGCUACUUUCAUGGCUUCAUUAAGCUUUAUGCCUUGAUGACACUAAAUAUGACUUCUUGGGGUAGCCGGCCUGACGGUGAUCUUGAUGACGGCCUCCGUAUGUCACCGCGUCCGAGACCAAGCGACAGCAUAACAACGCCUCUGAGAAGACCUGACGACUUGAACGAGCUCAUUGGAGAACAUCGUUGGCGACGCAGCCACAAUAUCCUACCGGAAAAGGCUGGCUACGAGCAUGAGAUGCCUCGUAUUGAAGAUGUCGCUUGCCUGUCUCCUAGCCGCGCCGGCAACCGAAUCAGGGCUUAA